GGGACCGGUGGACACUCGACGGGACAGGAUCACGGGAGAAGAAGAAAAGUGGCAGUCUGGGCCCAAUUAACAAACGGCUGAGAUCUUCAUGAUCUUAACUCCGUCACGCCUACGUGUACGGUGCAAGCAGAGUUUCAGUUAAUUUUAGGCCUUUUGUUUGCUUAUUUUGCUUGGGAAGGAUAGAAGAAAUGAACUCCUGAAGUUGGCAAAGAUGUUGGCUUCUUUGGAUCUAUUUCCGGCGCCUGCUUUUGGGUCUGUAUCACCUUCUUUAGGCAAGAACUUCAAAAGGGCUUUGGGAAACAACCUGCACAAGCAAAAACUGAUUGGACUGACUUUUGAGUCCCGAAAGCUGCAUGGUUCUCCCAAAUUCUAUUUCAUGCCAGGAAUCUCAACAAAUAAGAGGCAUGGUCUCACAAUCACAGCUGUUAUGACAGAUGACAACACAACAAUGACAAAUGAGAAAGAAAUGGAAGAUAUUCAUCUUUUGAGCAUUGAUCCUGGGUUGGGACCAUUUAAAGACCACUUCAGUUAUAGAAUGAAAAGAUACAGAAAUCAGAAAGAGCAAAUUGAAAAACACGAAGGAGGUCUUGACGAAUUUUCCAGAGGUUACCUGAAAUUUGGAUUUAAUAGAGAAGAAGGUGGCAUUGUCUAUCGUGAGUGGGCCCCUGCAGCUGAGGAAGCUCAAGUCAUUGGCGACUUUAAUGGAUGGGAUGGUUCCAACCACAAAAUGGAAAAGAAUGAAUUUGGAGUUUGGAGUAUCAAAAUAACUGAUGCUGCUGGAAAUCCAGCAAUUCCUCACAAUUCAAGGGUCAAGUUUCGAUUCAAGCAUGGUAAUGGAAUUUGGGUUGAUCGAAUUCCAGCUUGGAUUAGAUAUGCCACUGUGGACCCUUCAAAUUUCGGUGCACCAUAUGAUGGUGUCUACUGGGAUCCUCCAGCUUCAGAAAGGUAUCAAUUUGAGUACCCUCGGCCUCCAAAACCCAGGGCCCCACGUAUAUACGAGGCUCAUGUGGGAAUGAGCAGCUCAGAACCUCGUGUUAAUACAUACAGAGAAUUUGCUGAUGAUGUUUUGCCUCGCAUACGGGCCAAUAACUAUAACACAGUUCAGUUAAUGGCUGUGAUGGAGCAUUCCUAUUAUGGAUCAUUUGGGUACCAUGUUACUAACUUUUUUGCUGUAAGCAGUAGAUCUGGAACCCCUGAGGAUCUUAAGUAUUUAAUUGAUAAAGCUCAUAGCUUGGGUUUAUGUGUUCUGAUGGAUGUUAUUCACAGCCAUGCAAGUAACAAUGUCACUGAUGGCCUUAAUGGCUUUGAUGUUGGCCAAAGCUCUCAAGAAUCCUAUUUCCACACUGGAGAUAGAGGCUACCAUAAGUUAUGGGACAGCAGGCUCUUUAAUUAUGCUAAUUGGGAAGUUCUUCGCUUCCUGCUGUCGAACCUGAGAUGGUGGCUUGAGGAGUACAAAUUCGAUGGCUUUCGGUUUGAUGGAGUAACUUCAAUGCUGUACCAUCACCAUGGAAUCGACAUGGCAUUUACUGGGAAUUAUAACGAGUAUUUCAGUGAAGCAACUGAUGUUGAUGCUGUUGUUUAUUUGAUGUUGGCCAAUUCUCUGAUUCACAACACCUUGCCAGAUGCUACUGUGAUUGCCGAAGACGUUUCGGGCAUGCCUGGACUUGGUCAUGAUGUCUCUGAGGGGGGAAUUGGUUUUGACUAUCGCUUGGCAAUGGCUAUCCCUGACAAAUGGAUAGAUUACUUGAAAAACAAGAGUGAUGAAGAGUGGUCAAUGGAGGAAAUUGCAUGGAGCUUAACUAAUAGGAGGUACACUGAGAAAUGUGUUGCUUAUGCUGAGAGUCAUGACCAAGCCAUUGUUGGUGACAAGACAGUUGCCUUUUUGCUAAUGGAUAAAGAAAUGUAUUCUGGAAUGUCUUGCUUGACAGAUGCUCCACCUAUCAUUGAGCGAGGGAUAGCACUUCACAAGAUGGUACAUUUUUUAACUAUGGCAUUAGGCGGUGAGGGCUACCUUAAUUUUAUGGGAAACGAGUUUGGCCAUCCUGAGUGGAUUGACUUCCCAAGAGAAGGCAAUGGGUGGAGUUAUGAUAAGUGCAGACGCCAAUGGAACCUAGUUGACACUGAACACUUGAGAUACAAGUUCAUGAAUGCAUUUGACAGAGCUAUGAAUGGGCUUGAUGAAAAGUAUUCGUUUCUUGCAUCAACAAAGCAGAUUGUGAGCAGCACAAAUGAGGAAGAUAAGGUUAUUGUCUUUGAGUGUGGGGAUCUGGUCUUUGUGUUCAAUUUUCAUCCAGAGAAUACAUAUGAUGGAUACAAGAUUGGUUGUGACUUGCCAGGGAAGUAUAGAGUUGCACUGGAUAGUGAUGCAUGGGAAUUUGGAGGACAAGGAAGGGUCAGCCAUGAGGCAGAACAUUUUACAUCUCCUGAAGGGAUACCUGGAGUGGCUGAAACAAAUUUCAACAAUCGUCCGAACUCCUUCAAAGUACUUUCCCCAGCUCGCACAUGUGUGGCUUAUUACAGAGUUGACGAAAGCCAAGAAAUUAACAAUGGAGGCAAUCUGGGCGCUGUUGAUGAGACAUUGACAGCUGAUGCUGUAGAGAAGCUAGAGGUUUCUGAAGAAGUUGUCAAGCAGAACUUAGCCACAGAUACAAUGGAAAAGAAGGACAAUUUGGAAGAAGUAAACACCAAGAAAUUAGCUGCAGAUACUGCGGUGAACCAGGAGGAUAUUAAAGAACCUGCUGAUUCGACGAUGAAUGGUGAUGCUGGUCCAACUAUGGCAGGGAAUGUAGAAGCAGAAGAGAUUGAGGGAGGGAAAUCAGAUGACUAAAAAUCUUUCCUAGCUUCUGUGAGAUGAAAAUCCGAAGUGUUGAAAUAUCUCAUUUUGUGAAUAAUUUAGUGCGGAAUGCUUAACUAAGGGAAUGUUCUUUAGGGUUUAAAUUAUGAGGUGAUUUUGUAUGGCCUGCAUUAGCAUUUAUGCUCUUGUAAAUAAGUGGCACUGGCAAUGCUUUUAAAUAAGCUCUGCAUAAUAAAUGUACAGGUUAAGAAGAAUAAGGUAGCACACAGUUAAUAUAUCCUUACAAUAUAUUUCAAGGAAA
Molecule: messenger RNA, 3095 nt
Organism: Jatropha curcas
Lineage: Eukaryota; Viridiplantae; Streptophyta; Magnoliopsida; Malpighiales; Euphorbiaceae
Product: 1,4-alpha-glucan-branching enzyme 1, chloroplastic/amyloplastic
Biological process (GO): glycogen biosynthetic process
Cellular component (GO): cytoplasm
Molecular function (GO): cation binding; 1,4-alpha-glucan branching enzyme activity; hydrolase activity, hydrolyzing O-glycosyl compounds
Source: RefSeq, a predicted model, not a curated record